GAUCUCGGGGCGCAAAGGAAUACUGACACCUCGUCAACAUCACUAUUAGAGACAUGUCACUGUACAACUCUCAGUAAUCACCUGGGCCGGUUUUCCCUCCCCUCUGACCUCAUGACAACCCCACCACUUGCCCAGUUUGCUGGGCAGCAGGCGCAAGCAACACGGGAUGUAAACACUGCUUCGCUCUGUCGCAUCGGACAAGAAACUUUGCAGGACAUUGUCUUAAGAACCAUGGAGAUCUUUCAGCUGCUUAGAAACAUGCAGCUACCAAAUGGGGUAACAUACCAUCCUAACACCCAUCAGGACCGGCUAGGAAAACUGCAGGAGCACCUACGUAUGCUGUCUGUUCUCUUCCGCAAACUACGACUUGUCUAUGACAAAUGCAACGAGAACUGUGCUGGUCUGGAGCCCAUACCCCCUGAGCAACUUAUUCCUUAUGUGGAAGAUGACGGCUCAAAGCUAGAUGAGCGUGUGGCCAGUCAGCUGCGUUCAGCCAGUGAAGAAAAAAGAGAAGUUCUCGAGGUCAACAAGAAAAUCAAACAGAAGAACCAACAGCUGAAGCAGAUAAUGGACCAGCUUAGAAACCUCAUCUGGGAGAUUAACUCCAUGCUGGCUGUGAGGAGUUAAAAUGCACACACACUCGCAAGACAUAUUAUUGUCUUCACAUGCUGCAAUAAUGCAAUGUGAUUUCACUGAGCAUGAAGCAGAAAGAUAGCAAAGACAGAACGGGGCGCUGAGGUGAAAAAUUGCAUAAGGAAACAAGGAAAGAGAAACGGCUGGGUGAAAAGUAGUAAAUUUUGCUUCUCGUUCAUGCUACAUGGUUGAGAAAGCAAUCCGUUUAAUGCUUUGAAUUAAAUUUCCAGCUAGAACAUUUCCUGCUAAAUUAAA
Messenger RNA from Trichomycterus rosablanca, 888 nucleotides. RefSeq names its product mediator complex subunit 30 (gene med30). The record is from RefSeq and is a predicted model, not a curated record. The transcript has 5 exons. Gene Ontology annotation, biological process: positive regulation of DNA-templated transcription. NCBI's taxonomy places the organism in Eukaryota, Metazoa, Chordata, Actinopteri, Siluriformes, Trichomycteridae. The coding region runs from base 112 to 627 and encodes 171 amino acids. Gene Ontology annotation, molecular function: transcription coregulator activity. Gene Ontology annotation, cellular component: mediator complex.